Molecule: messenger RNA, 2145 nt
Organism: Paraglomus brasilianum
Lineage: Eukaryota; Fungi; Glomeromycota; Glomeromycetes; Paraglomerales; Paraglomeraceae
Source: the annotation of a GenBank genome assembly
GACGCACUCGAGCAUCAACCGCCAAACACCACAAGCAACCUAUUCAACUUGUGGGAUGAUACUGCUCUCAGUGAUACCUCUUCCGUGCAAUUCGAAACGACAACAGAUGACGAUAUAUCCACACAAGGAGAUGACAUCACUGAACUUCCAUCCCUGUUUUAUUCUCAACGAGGCUCGAUCACAUCACAUUCAUCAUCUCACACAUUGACAGGCUUUCCUGCUACUAGGAGACAAGCGAAACUAUUGUACACUAAAGCAUCUCAAUCCAUACCAGUCAUACCCACCAGAGGCGCUUUAAAGAAGCUAUCAAAGAAAACCAUGAUUAUGCCUAUCACGUUAGCGGAAGAGGGUGAUAUUGAUCUAGACGAAGAUUUGCGAGAAGUACACUCUGCAUUACAACUCUUUUUAAACUCAAGAAUGAGUGAUGCAGAAGAUUUACUUUUUAUUAAAAGCAAGACUUCUCUAUAUCACUCUCUAGGAUAUUCAUUCGUCUGCUAUCUAAAGUCACUAAUGACGUUUGAGCCUCAGGAUAUUAAGAAAGCCAUCAGCGCACUGAAAGUAACCGUAUACAUUGCUUCCGUAUUGAGAAAGAAAGAAGGACUAUUCGGAUCACUGUCCUCCAUCAUCCGAACUGCAGCUGGAGUAUCUGCAUUGAAAUCAAUGUCAAGGUUACAAAGACACGCUGAAUUAGUCUACGCUGAAGCGUAUUUGCUCAAGGCUGUACUCAGCAUAUUUUAUGACAACUCGCUUGUCUCUUUCAUAAGAGAAGGAAUUAAUAUUAGGAAUAGUUACCUCAUAUAUCGGAACUUGUCAAAGUUCAUGGAGCACAUACACGAAGAAGAAGAAAUUUCGAACUUCGAAGUAGACAGUCACUUUAGUUCUGGUGUAUCGCUUGGAAUGGGCUUAUUUAACUUGAUGUUAUCUCUUCUUCCACCGGGAGUUCUUAAAUUCGUACAGUUUGUUGGAUUCUCCGGUGAUAGAGACCACGCAUUGAAAAUACUGGAAUCAUGUGGAGGAUGGACAAGUGAUCCAUCGCAAAAAGUACCCGAUAUCACUAUUGAGGAAGAAGGAAUAAGAAGGCCGUUCUGUGAUCUGGCUUUGUUGACUUAUCAUCUAAUUAUUAGCAAUCUUGUUCCUGUUGCUGAUACGAACAAGGCACUUGCCGCUAAAGUGCUGGAUUAUAACCUGCAACGAUAUCCCAACGGAGUCUUAUUCUUGUACUUUUCUGGGAGACUCAAUCAAUCAGAAUCCUACAUUCACGAAGCGAUAGAACAGUAUAAAACGGCAAUAUCGAUUCAGAAGCAAUGGAAGCAAUUGCAUCACAUCUGCUACUGGGAGAUGGCAUUGAAUUAUCAGUGUCUAAUGGAUUUCGAGAAUGCGUACGAAUGUUUUAAGACUCUUUGCAAGGAGUCAAUGUGGAGUAAAUGUAUAUAUCUGUAUCAUCAGGCUAUAUGCUUGUAUACUUUAGGGAAGCAAGAGGAUAUGGAUCGAGUCAUCAAGAUGCUGAAGAAAGUACCAAAAUUGAUUCAGCGUAUUGCAGGAAAGUCUAUUCCAUUAGAGAAAUUCGUUGCCCGCAAAGCCCGCAAGUUUAUAUCCCAAGGUUAUCGCUUACUACUCCCUGCAUAUGAACUAACUUACAUCUGGAACUCCUACGAUGUAAUGCCUUUGGUUCCUCUACUCCGCUCUUUAUCUACUAUUGAAUUAACUAUUGACAAUCUGGACUCCGUCAAAGACAACCAAUUCUAUGUAAAUUAUUGGGAUGACGUUUGCUUAGCCUAUCUCCUUCGCGGAGUUCUUCUUUCAAAGAUAGCCUUCCCCAACAAUCCCGAAGACGAAAAAGCUUGCAAGAACAACAAAGAUAAUUCAACGUCAACCUGUGCCACUGCUAUUGCGUCAUUUCAAUAUGCGAUUAGGAAGGGAGCUUGUAUCAAAUUGGAUCAUUAUAUCGUGCAUUUUGCCCGAUUCGAACUGGGAAGGUUAUAUACAAAUAUGAAAGAGUUUGGAAAGGCUAGGUCGGAGUUUCAGAGGGUACUUGAUGGUGGGGAUGGAACUGAAAAGAGGAAUGGGAAGUAUUCGUUGGAAAGCAUGCUAUUGCUGAGGACGUAUAAUGCAAUGUCGGAUAGAAUCAAUGAGAAAGAUCGUUGA